Messenger RNA from Aspergillus thermomutatus, 1860 nucleotides. RefSeq lists its product as uncharacterized. The transcript has a single exon. The record is from RefSeq and is a predicted model, not a curated record. Bases 1 to 1860 code for a protein of 619 amino acids. NCBI's taxonomy places the organism in Eukaryota, Fungi, Ascomycota, Eurotiomycetes, Eurotiales, Aspergillaceae. Gene Ontology annotation, molecular function: protein binding.
AUGUCCUUUCUACGGCUGCCAGAUGAUAUCAUCCUCCUCCUGGCCGACAAUCUGUCAAGAGAGAGGGACCUCAAUGCCCUUGCGCAGACUACCCGUCGAUUUCACCGGACGGUAAACCGAUACCUCUACCAAUAUAAUAUCCGACAUUUCCACAGCUUCGCGCUGCGCUGGGGCGUGUCGGUGGGCAAUGAGGCCACCGUUAGACGAUGCCUAGAGUUGGGCGCACCGGUCGAUUGUGAGCCCACGACGGACCCCAAUGGAGACAUCGGCAGCAAUACUCCGCUGGUGAACAUUGCAUCCGAAAAAGGCUACGAUCGUGUCCUCAAGCUCUUACUGGACCAUGGCGCCAACCCGAACGAGGAUCGUCAGUCUCCUCAAGUGCCCCUUUCUUUGGCCAUUCAAAACGGACAUGACGCAGCUGUUCGAGUGUUAUUGGCCCGGGAAGGUACAGACGUUACCCUGCUUUCCGCCUCGUUCAGCCAACAACCGCUGCAUUACGCUUUGGAACGAGGAUCAUUAGAGUGUGUUCGACUCCUGCUCGACCGAGGCGCAGACCUCCAACAAUAUGAGGCUCGAGGCGCCCGGGCGCUUCAUCCGGCCGUGAGAAGUGGGAAUCGGGAGCUGGUCGAGUUCCUCCUCCUUCGAGGGUGUGACCCACUCGUCUGUUGUGGGUAUACGGCUCUAUCCCUGGCCGCAGUCAUGGGCCACCUGUCCCUGGUCCAGUAUUUCCUCGCUCAUGGGGUGGACCCGAAUAUUCGGGACCGGGUCGGAUUCACUGCUCUCGGUCAUGCGGCAAAGGAGGGCAGCGCAGAGGUCGUCGCGGCUUUGCUUGCCUGGGGCGUCCAGACGGAGAUUCUCGGAGAGGAUGGAGAGACGGCUCUAUCCUGGGCAGCCAGAGGGAAUCACGAAAAGGUGGUGGAUCUCUUGCUGAAGCAUGGAGCACAUCCGAGCUCGUCCAACUCUCAAGGCACAUGUCCCCUUUACUGGGCUGUCACCAAUGACUCCAUCACCAUGUUCAAAGCGCUCCUGGCCUACGGUGCCAGGCCAGACAUUCAUACUGUCGCGGGAGAAACCCUCCUCCAUAUAGCAGUGCGGCAAGACCAUCUGCAGCUGCUUGAGAUGCUCAUCCAUCUAGGCAUUGAAGUCGAUAAACCGGACAAGGAGGGCCGGACGCCUCUCUCCCUGGCAGCCGUGUGCGGUCGUGUCGAGAUGAUGGAGCUCUUGCUCGCUAACGGCGCAGACAUGGCGAUCCGCGACCACAAUGACGAAACACCAUUGACCAGAGCCCUCGAUAGAUAUCAGGAUGCGGCCGCCGAGCUACUGCUCAGACGAGGCGCUGAUCCGAGCUACGCGACUGCCAAUGGCUCCAAGGCACUCUUCCACGCAGCCGAAUGGGGCCUUGUCCGGGUCACGCAGUUUCUACUAGAGAACGGCGUUGAUCCCGAUCCCGUAGAUCAACUCGACAGAACCCCCUUGCUCCUUGUUGCCACCGACGGUUUUAGUGAGGAUUGCUACAAGGUAGCCGAGCUGUUGCUCCGGACUGGUCGAGUAGACAUUCAUGCCCGAAAUGCGGAACAGCAGACGCCCCUUCUGUGCGCGGCCUUGGGAGGGAGAGCCCAGCUCGUAAGAAUUCUGCUCGCGUACGGUGCAAACGUCGAUGAUAGGGACGAAGACGGAUACACUGCUCUAGCGACGGCUGUGUGUUCCAAUGGAGACGAGGAGAUAUGCAAGAUUUUGCUCGACGCCAGGGCGGACAUUAACUGCCGUAACAACGACGGGCGGACUCCUUUAUAUCAUGCGGCGAAUGCCAAUCGGCGUAUUUAUGAAUUGUUGCUUGAAAUGGGCGCAGAGCCUUUAUAG